This is a messenger RNA of Mercenaria mercenaria, 2498 nucleotides long. Its product is annotated as protein asteroid homolog 1-like. The record is from RefSeq and is a predicted model, not a curated record. NCBI's taxonomy places the organism in Eukaryota, Metazoa, Mollusca, Bivalvia, Venerida, Veneridae. Bases 139 to 2136 code for a protein of 665 amino acids. The transcript has a single exon.
GGAAACUUCUAUGCACAAUCAUAUACCUGUAUUACGGUAAGGUGGAACUAAUUAGAAAAUAGCACCACUGAAAGACUCAUUGACAAUGAAGCAGAAGUACUUUUUUCAUAAAAAUCAUAACUGAAACAAAGAAAAAAGAUGGGAGUGCGUUUCUUGACCUCGUAUAUCAUUGAGAACGAUGACAAAUUUCUAUGUGAUUAUGACCUGCAAGACACUAAGUUAAUAAUUGAUGGUUCCAGUUUGAUUUUCUUCCUCUAUGAACACUAUAAAAUACCACAUCAGUUUGGAGGAGAUUACGACAUUUUUGCAAGACGAUGUAAAGAGUUUUUCAACAUUUUAACGCAAUGUAAUGUUACACCGGUCGUUGUUUUUGACGGAGCAGACGACCCAAAUAAUAUGAAGUUGACAACAUUAGAGGGUCGAAUGUAUCGGCAGAUAAAUAAGCUAUCAUCUGAAAAAGAAGAGUUUUUCUUACCGCACUUGUCAUUUGUCACUUUUCGCCAGGUUCUUGUGGAGCUUGAUAUAGCACAUGUUGCUUCUUUAUAUGAGGCUGAUAAGGAAAUUGCUGUUCUCGCAAACAAGUUAGGAUGUCCAGUACUAAGUAAUGACAGUGACUUUUAUGUAUUUCGUUUAUCAAGGGGCUACAUUCCCUUGGCAUGCAUAGGUGAACUCGUUCCAAAACAGAAUGCCACAUCGGGAAUACCAACAUUCUAUUUAAAAGUUAAGCUUUACAGAAGUGAAGAUUUCCUGUCGAAAGAGUUCGAUAUGAAAGAUGAUGAGUACAUGUUACCUGUAUUUGCAACGUUAAUGGGAAAUGAUUAUUUUGAUUCAAGGGGAAUCACACUAUCUCUUCAAAGAAAUCCAAAAUACAUGUUAAGACCUGACCCAAAAGAGCCGCAAAAUAUCAUCCAGUGGAUAUGCAAAACCGAUUUCAUAAGUGGUAAAACGGCAUUUUGGGAGAUAUGGCGAGAACUGCCCGAGAACAUGAAAUUCUCAAAACUAUUUGAAGAAUCUGUCAUAUACUAUCAGGAUAUCAAAGACUUUGCUAUAGUUAAAAUGGACAUGUUCCUUUACGGUAACCGAAACGAAGAUUAUCUACGAAGAAGUGCUGUAAAUGAGGACAACGAUUAUACCGAAACUAGCAUGACGCUUUACCAGCGGAAGUCAGGCAACCUGUCUGAAGUUGAAGAUCGCGAUGGAAAUCUGUUGCCUUCUUGGUUUGUAGAAAGUUCUGCAAAAUGCGAUAUAAAAUGCUCUUUCUUCUUAAAUAUUGCAAUUAACCACCGACUUAUCUUCAAGCCACAAAAGGAAAUGGUUAAAAGCUCUUCGUCACAUUCCUGUUCUAGACGAAUUCGAAGAUAUAUCUAUAGUAUUGUCCUGGGUAGUAAAGAUACAUAUGUUGAAGAAAACGAUCGUAUGGAAGAACAUCCAAGAAAGUACUUUGUAGAACCUUUUGACAAAUUACCAAUAAGAGCCAACUUGGCAAGCAUUCCAGAAUUAUCACACACUGACAGAGUAAACCUCCUUUAUGCUGCUUUAGGUGUUAGACCAGGGGCCAAAGUAACAAUGGACAAGAAACUAAAUAGAUCGUCAGAAAUAUUUAUACUCGUUUCAGCACUGUGGAUGAAGAAUGCAAAACCGAGAAUCACAGAGCGUCAUCUGACGACAUUGAUCAUUGGCGUACUUGUAUUACAUGCAAAGGAACUCAAACAAGCAAACAAGUUCGCAAUGACAGACCUACCACAACACUUGUAUAGAGAUAUAGUUAAGGCAAUGCAACAUUGCGCAUGCAUUGAUAGUAUCGUUGAACUGGGGCGUAGAUUCAAUAAAUCUGAAACAUCCCAUUGCCAACCAAACCACGAUGUACAUGCAUACACACAGUUCCAGUCUUGCUAUCUGCACACACUCUACCUAAAUCAAGUUCUUCAGAGUCCAGUGUGUAUCCCAAGCCCCAGCAUGACACUAAACUGUACAUUCCUGUAUAAGUUUGGUCUUCAUCUGAAAAAUGAAAGAUAUCCAAAUCGCUACAUUACCUCCCUGCUGGGAGAUGGUUCUUCCAUUCACAACAUUUUCAAGAAAUGGAAAGCAGCCGUUCUUGUUUCAAGUUUAGAGCGAAGUUUGAUGAAGAAGGUAUGAAAAUGGAAAUGAAUAGUGAUUGUUCAAGCAUAUAUAAUAUUACUACAUUCCAAAACGGUAGCUUAAAAUUACACGGGUUAAGUGUAUUAAUAUGUAGUACAUUGUUCAAUUAAACUUUGACUGAGAAGAAAGAAAAAUAGCUGCAUGCUAUACCAAAAGACGUGUGUGCUGUAAUACAUAAAACCCAAUUGUCACUCGCAAUGUCCCUAUUAAAGUUAUUCCAAUAAUCUAUUGUGUAUUAAGACUAGUGUGAAUCGGAACAACACAAUUCUGUCAGUCUCUAUCAAGAUGGUUGUCCGUUGAAAUAUUGGACUGUGAAAUUAAAAGACAUUUGUAUAAAUUAAUUACACAAAAUGAUUAAA